UCCGUGUCCAGUUCACAUCGACGCUCUGCCGCCUGCCUCGUGUGGGGCUUCUUAACUUAGGCCUUCUGCUCGAGAAGCUUCUUUUUCGACAUUCAAAUCGAAAAUUUUAAACAAUCUUUCUGAGUAAUCAUGGGUUCUUUCGAAAUUUACGAUGAUGAACCACACGACGCAGGGAUGGUGACCAUGGCGAGCAACUUGACUCUGAGCGACAGCACCGAAAUGAUGAAGCAGCGCAUGGCGCAGCUCAAUCAGUUCCGCAAAACCCGACACUUUUGUGAUGUUGUGCUACAGAUCGGAACUGCGGAAAUCCAUGCCCAUCGUUCAGUGCUUGCUUGUGCCAGUCCGUAUUUCUUCGAGCUCUUCACUACUGACGAGAGCAAGAAGACGGCUCGAGAGGAUAAGGUUGUGUACAAGCUGAGCGGCAGCUUCGAGCAGGAGUCCCUGGAGAAGCUGGUCAAGUUUGCCUACACAGGAGACUUGGAUGUGCCAGCCAGGCUGGUCAGGCAUGUCUAUGUCGCUGCCAACAAACUCAGGGUGAGCCUAGCUAAUGCAGAGACUAGUCACUAUAGCAUCACUCGGUGCAGUCACGCACAAACUCAGGAACUGCGUACGCGUGGGCAGCUUGACCUGGUGCGCGUGAGCAAGGACACGGGGGGCGUGAGUCGCCUACAGGUGCGCGUGAUGCAAUACUCGGCAGACGACGCGUCCAUCACCAGCCACGCGCUCUGCACGCUCGUGCUCGAGUGGAUCCGGCGCCAGAUGGAAGAGGAAGACAUCACGCUCGAGUCUCUCAAGGAGAAGAAACAUCUGUUGUACUUGAACAUCGAUAAUUCCCUGCACGACUGCAGCGACAUCCGCACUGGGGACUAUCAGGACUCGGAGAUGGUGCAGGACUACAAGAAAAUUUCCCGCAAGCUUUCCAAGACGAGCUUGAAGGGGACGAAGAAAAUAGUUGUGGGGCUGCACCCUGCCAAGCCGCGCAUGAUGCUCUACUCCCGCAGCAUCUCGGACGAGGAGGACGCGCAGGACGCUGAGUGGAAGCUCAUCGCUCAUUCUGAAGUUACUGAUCGCUCGUUCCUGUCGAUCGUAACAUUGAACGGAGUGGUCUCAGUGCUGUCCAUCAUGCAAGUGUCACAGCCCCCGUCGCCCACUCUACGCACGCCGCACCAGUCACGCCCUGCCAGCGUCGAGAAGGUUGACAGCUACACUCUAAUCCCCCACAUGGCGAGCUCCAAGUGCGGCUGCGGCGUCGAUAAUUUCAAUGGAACUCUUCUCGUGUCCGGGGGCUACGACAGAGUUGAAUGUCUGCGAGAUGCUGAAGUUUAUUCGCCCAAGGACAACACUUGGACGAAGUUUCCUGACAUGCGACAAGGACGCGGUCGCUUUGGUCUCGCUGUUCUGGACGGCAUCGCUUACGCCAUCGGCGGCAGUGACGGAACACGGGAGCUCAACUCCGUCGAAGUGCUCGACGCCGAUGCCAAGCGCUGGACAAAUGUGGCUCAGAUGCCUCUGGCGCGAUCCAAUGCCGGAGUGUGUAGCUUCAACGGCAAGAUCUACUGCGUGGGCGGGUGCUACGGUCACGGUGGCAUCAAGCAGUGCGAUGUGUACGAGCCUCAGACCAACACGUGGACUACUAUCGCUUCUCUCAACAUCGGUCGGUACCAAGCUGGAGUGGCGGCCCUGGAUGGCAAGGUGUACGCCGUGGGCGGCUACGACGUCCUGAAUUGCCUGAGCUCGGUCGAGGUGCUGGACACGGAGCUCAACGAGUGGCGCAUGGGCGCCCCCAUCGGCACCGCCAGAAGAGGGCAUGGACUGGCCGCCUUCAAAGGGAAGCUGUUCAUGGUGGGCGGGUUCGACGGCAAGCAGUCGCUGUGCUCCACGGAGAUCUACGACCCCGACACCAACAGCUGGUCGCCAGGCCCCUCCAUGACCACAUGCAGGGCGAACGUCGGCGUCGCUGUCGUCGAUGGCAAGCUCUACGCUGUUGGUGGCUUCUCAGGUAAGAACUUCCUGAACAGCAUCGAGUAUCUGGACCCGGAGACGAUGGAGUGGACAAACUUUACGCCCAAGCCUGAAGGCUACAAGAGCAGGAAGACGAGCAAGAGCCUCGUGAACGGCGCCGGUGCUCAGGCCGAUGAGGAAUCCCGGUCAGAAACGCAGGAGGAUAACUCGGCCAGCGAGCUGGACACGAGCAUCCCUGAAGAAAGCAUCCCUGAGGAGAGCGAACCUUCGACCUGUGGCGACACUCCUGCUGUCAACGGCAUCAGAGCCAUGACCACCAAUGUCCACUGAUGAAUCUCGCCAUGAGAAAUGCAUUAUCCUCGUUGUAUAAAAUUUAAAUUUGAAUUGCUUUAGAUGUGUUCGACUUUUGAGCUGACCCAGCAUAUUAUUCUCACUCUAGAUGCAUAGUUUUCUCAUGGUUUCCUUAUUUUAUGUUGUGUUCUCCAAUAUAUCACUUCAUAUGUGUAUCGCUUCUCAAUAUCCGAGCGUGAUCAUACAAGGUUAGAUUUCUUGCGUUGGAGGCAUUUGCCGACGACCUGUAGCUUGUUUUUUUACAGCUAAAGUGUCAAAAAUUAUUUUGCGAAUAAUUUGAACUUCAAUUAUUAAAUAUUCUACAGCGAUGUAAUUUCCAAAGUUCACAUACUAUUAUUUUUCGUGGUACAUCUUGAGGCUCCAACAUGAUUAAUCUGGACCAUCGAAAAAUAAUUAUAUGCAUAAUCAGUCAAGGUUGUGCUGACUAGGCUUAUCAUUGAUAUUUGUAGGUUUUAUUUCAAUAAAAUUUCAUUUGCUGAGUAUUGUGGAGAGUUGGUGGAUGUUCGAAGUCGUGUGAACGAUGUUCUGUCAAAUACGUAGGCGUGAGCUUCACAGUUUCCUGGGGCGUUACUGAUGAAUUUUUAUUUACCAUGCUUUGAGUGACGGCGUCACAACGGCUCAAGGAAUUGAUGCUAGGGAAUGUAUCAGACCUCGAAUUUCUGCUUCAUUUUUGAUUGAGGAGGAGUAAACGUUUUAACGGGCCAGGAAAAACAAUCUAAGAAUAAAUUUGCAUUUUAAAUAACAAAGAUAGUUGAUUUGGUGGAAAACAUGCAUUGGAACAAGCGAGAAAAUUGCAGUAGAAAUAGCUUUGUAACUGGUAUGGAAAUGCUAUUGAUGUAGGAAUUGUGGCUGACAACUCGGAUAAAUGUAACACCAUAGCCUGUUACUGCAGGCUUGCCAUCUGCACAAGAGACCGCUACACUACAGACAUGAACCAUGUCACUAGCGACCAUGUCGCGAUUUCCUCCUGUCCAUCUUGUUUCUGCGAUUUUGACGUUCAAAUGCGACCAUAAUUUUCGAUAAUUUGACUUACUAGGCGUUUGAAGAGGCAUUCGUAGAAACUGUUCAGGUAAAUUUUUACGUUCAAGUUAGUAAAUAAAUUUGCGUUUCUGCAUAUAUAUGCAAUUUUAAUUUUUACAUUUCUUUCAUUUCAACAGGAAAUCAUAUUGAGCAAAUCAACCCCGUGGAAGCACACUUGAUGUUAUUUAACAUUCAUUUCCACAUCGUUAAGUGUACUUUGUAAAUGUUCUGGUCGAUGAAUCAGGCCAGAGUAAAUUACAAAAUAAUGGUGAAGUACCCAGUUCGGGCUUAAUUUUCAAUAUUAUGAUGGGUUCACUGUUUCACAUAUAACACUGAUAAACGCGCUUUGUUUCACAAAUCACGUAAGAUGAAUUUUAAUCUUUCAAACACCAUUAGCAAGUAAAGCAUUUGUUAAAGGUGAGCUGGAGUUGUUUUGAAGCUUGAAAUUUCUCGAUAAAACGUAGAAUGAUUAAAUGAAAUGAGCAUUUAUUCAUAUAAAUGAUUGCAUUGUCGUGUAAUUCCAUACAUCCCAGUAGUGAACUCAACAUGUUUCACCGAAAAAAGCUUUUUGGUCAAGCAAUUGUAUUAGAAAGACAAUAACUAUAUCAGUUGAGCUACCCACGUGUAAAACGAUACUAAAUACUUUUAUUUUUGUUCUAGGUCUAACUAACCUACCGCAAUGACGCUGAAAACUCGGGAAUCUAUGAUUUUGUAUUGAUAUUGCGACGUGUUAAAUGUAACCAGAUUAUUCGUAGGUUUCAUUCCACGGUCACAUAUAUCGACUCCAACUAGGGCUAUCGUGCAUACCGUGGAUCAUUGCGCCCAACUUUGAGUACGAUCGUCAAAAAAUGUUCAGUGAAAUUCCAAGCAAUUGAGAGUCAAAUCAUUGGAGGUUCUUUUUUUAGAUUUCAACUUGAAGUUUAUUUUCAAAAUGUCACUGGGUUCCUCAGCAAUGAAAUAGACAUGUCAUGACUGAUACAGUGACUAGCACAAGCCGUGUUGCGGUUUUAGCUGGUCCCAACAUUUUCGACCUGAAUAAGGUAAAAUUUAUACUUAUCACAUUUACACGUUUUUUCAAUAUAUAACACGAGGAUUAUAAUGUUAUUACAAUACAUAUUCUUUUGAAACCGAUUCUAACGCUUAUUUUUCUCCACCUUGCUUCGAAAUAUUUGUUAAAUUUUCAUUUAUUGUAUUCUCACUUCAUCUCUUAAAGUGACAAUUGCUCGCAUGUUCAGAUCAAUGACAAAUGGUGCCAACAUUGUUUGUGAUUUGAGCAACAUUAAGUGACUCAACAAGCAUUGAGUGAUUUGACUUUACAAUCAUUUUCAAAACUAACUGAAUCGGCAUGCCUUAAUUGAUAACCGAUUGCAUUGUCUUAUCAAAAUGUAACUUCCUGUUGACGCGAUGUUGUUUCUUCGUGUGUUUUUCAUCUGAAAAAUUGCCAUAAGAUUACCAUGAUUUCUGUAUUGCGAUCCCUCAGUUCUAUAUUAACUUGUUUGUGCCACGUUCCAAGUGUUGAACUUGAUAAUGUGUAAGCUAUCACUGCUUUAUUCAGUUAAUUUAGCUUGAUGUGAAUAAGCCUUAGAUAUGCAUCAUGAAUUAUAUAUACAUUCCCGUGUCUUGUGUUAAGACAACCGCGUGCUGAAUGCUGCGAGUACACUGUUUCUUGUGAAGCACUUCAGCACAUUAAUUAACACAAGCUUUAUUAUCUCUUGGAAGAAUUGUGUUAAAGUAUAUUAUAUAGCUUCUAUUGUGUUGAAGUUAUUAAAUAGGAAGUAGAUGACUACUAAGUUAUGUGUUCAAGCCAUAGUUAUUGAACCAACACACGGGAUUAUAAACCUGUGCUUAAAUGGUGAUGUUAUUAAGGUUGGGAUAUAGGAAUGAGCAGCUUGGGUUUUCUGAUGUGAACUUGUCGUGGUUGGUUUAUUAACUUUAAUAAACUUGCACGCAUACAAUAUUCACCUCGGUUAUUGUGACCAGAAAUGCCCUGUAAUGAAUAAAUUUGUCUUUUUGAA
Hyalella azteca is the source of this 5348-nucleotide messenger RNA. Its product is annotated as influenza virus NS1A-binding protein homolog A. NCBI's taxonomy places the organism in Eukaryota, Metazoa, Arthropoda, Malacostraca, Amphipoda, Hyalellidae. Gene Ontology annotation, molecular function: protein binding. The coding region runs from base 130 to 2292 and encodes 720 amino acids. The record is from RefSeq and is a predicted model, not a curated record. The transcript has 12 exons.